AUGGACCCAUGCAGAGUUCCUCGACAGCUCCUCUAUGGUGCAUUGUCACAAGGCCACAGAAAUCUUGGACGCCCUAAAAAGCACUACAAGGACAAGAUAAAGGAGAGCCUUAAAUGCUGUGACCUCCCUGCCAAAGACCUAGAAGCCUGUGUGCCAGCCUCCAAUGUCACCACAGUAGCAUUUAAAACAUGGCUGUCUGAAUUCAGCAUCUCUGUGAGUCUCAUCUGUUUUGCAUCUGGCUCCUCUAUUUCAUUUGUUUGGCUGCAUGGCAGAUGUGAGGUCCAAAAAGGGGGGCGAGUUCAGCUAACAGAAAGCAACAGCAGACUGACCAUUUACAGUGUGACCAGAAGUGACACAGGCCCAUACCAAUGUGAAGCAUCCAACAUCGUCAGCAAGGAAAUGAGUCCUCCAUUGAGCCCCACCAUUUACUAUGGUCCAGAAAAUUUUGCUGUUGCAGCAGCUCCAGUGAAACCCUUCAUUAGCUCUGGGUCUAACCUCAUACUGACCUGCUCAGCUGAGUCCAGCCCUGCUGCUGAGUUUCAGUGGGCUGUGAAUGGAGGAGAGCUUGGUGAAAUGGGCCAGGAGCUCAGACCGAGAAAUAUUCAGAGCAGUCAGAGUGGCAAUUAUACCUGUAUCACACACAAUAAACAGAGCCUGAGAUACUCCACAUCUGAACCCAUCAGCAUCACUGUAUGA
This is a messenger RNA of Neoarius graeffei (lesser salmon catfish), 696 nucleotides long. Its product is annotated as carcinoembryonic antigen-related cell adhesion molecule 2-like. The coding region runs from base 1 to 696 and encodes 231 amino acids. The record is from RefSeq and is a predicted model, not a curated record. Lineage: Eukaryota; Metazoa; Chordata; Actinopteri; Siluriformes; Ariidae. The transcript has 5 exons.